Molecule: messenger RNA, 1245 nt
Organism: Gadus morhua (Atlantic cod)
Lineage: Eukaryota; Metazoa; Chordata; Actinopteri; Gadiformes; Gadidae
Product: ephrin type-A receptor 4a-like
Biological process (GO): ephrin receptor signaling pathway; protein phosphorylation; axon guidance
Cellular component (GO): dendrite; plasma membrane
Molecular function (GO): transmembrane-ephrin receptor activity; protein binding; ATP binding
Source: RefSeq, a predicted model, not a curated record
CCAGGUGAGUUCGGAGAGGUGUGCAGCGGGCCCCUACAGUUGCCAGGGAAACGGGAGUUCCAGGUGGCCAUCAAGACGCUGAAGGCAGGCUACAGCGAGCAGCAGAGGCGGGACUUCCUGUGGGAGGCGUCCAUCAUGGGCCAGUUCGACCACCCCAACAUCAUACACCUGGAGGGUGUGAUGAUCACCAAGAGCAAGCCAGUGAUGAUCAUAACAGAGUACAUGGAGAACGGCUCUCUGGACUCCUUCCUCAAGAAGAACGACGGACAGUUCACGGUCAUACAGUUGGUCGGCAUGCUGCGAGGCAUCGCAUCAGGCAUGAGGUACCUGUCGGAGAUGGGCUAUGUGCACAGAGACCUGGCAGCUCUGGUGAACAGCAACCUGGUCUGCAAGGUGUCCGACUUCGGCCUUUCCAGAGUCCUGGAGGAUGACCAGGCCGAGUACACCACCCGGGGUGGGAAGAUUCCUAUUCGCUGGACGGCUCCGGAAGCCAUCGCCUACAGAAAGUUCACGUCGGCCAGUGACGUGUGGAGCAACGGCAUCGUCAUGUGGGAGGUGAUGUCAUACGGCGAGAGGCCCUACUGGGAGAUGUCCAAUCAGGAUGUGAUCAAGGCAGUGGAUGAGAGCUACCGUCUCCCAGGGCCCAUGGACUGCCCCGAGGCCCUUUACCUUCUCAUGAUGGACUGCUGGCAGCGGGAGCGCAGCACGCGGCCCAAGUUUGACGAGAUUGUGUGUGUGCUGGACAAGCUGAUCCGCAACCCCAGCUCACUGAAGAAGCUGGUCAACUUUUCCCACAGGGUUUCAAACCUCUUGGUGGAACAUGCCAGUGUGGAGGUGGACCAUACCACUCUGAGCCAGAGUGUGGGGGACUGGCUGGACUCGAUCAAGAUGGGUCGCUACACUGAGCUCUUUAUGGACGGGGGAUUCUCCUCAUUGGAGACGGUUGCACAAAUGACCUCAGAAGCGUGUGUAGCUGGCCCUAUUGCAGCAGCAGUACCGGCUGUUGAGCCGGAUCCCCGUGAUGGAGGCGAGUUGGAGGCCGCGGAGGCGGAGGUUGAGGCGGAGGCUGCUCGUAGUAGCAGGUGUGGUGACAGCGGCGAUGGGACAGGUAAAGAAGAGCUGGAUGCUGGUGGAGGCGAGGAGCAGGCGGUAGGUGUUGGCAGGUCGGAGUCAGAGGUAAAAGGCAAGGUCUCGGAGGAGAGGGCUAGUGGCAGCUGCGUUGUUUCAGCUAGCGGUGUGAACUAA